GUUUAAGAUGUCAACUAAUACACAAAUUUUAGGUGGAACAGAUUAUGGUUUUAGAAGAAGAAUAUGGGGACUUCCUGCGACCGAGGAAGGACCCAAUGUCAAAAUAUUAAAGGUCAAAAUAAUUGCAGGUGUAAACUUAGCAAAGAAAGAUAUUUUUGGAUUGAGUGAUCCAUACUGUGUGAUCAAAUUAUUUGAUCGUGAAAGAAGUAAAGUUCUUGCAACCCUUCAAACACCUGUGCAAAAAAAGACUUUGAAUCCCCAUUGGAAUUCAAGUUUCUUUCUCAGAGUUGAUAAAGAAAACCAUAAAUUAUUAUUUGAAAUUUUUGACGAAAAUCGAUUGACAAGAGAUGAUUUUCUUGGAGAAGCAGAGGUGCCACUAAACAAUAUACCUGAAGAUGCUGAUUUUGAUGACGAAAGAACUGGUGCAAAAUCCUACCUUCUCCAAGGUCGCAGCACAAAAUCACGUGUUCGAGGAGAGAUAAAAGUAUCACUACUCUAUACGGCUAGUCGUACCAGUCAGCAGGAAGAUCUUAGAGGAAGCAGUCAGGUUGAAAGUGUUGAGAGAGAUGGUUUUCAUGCAGCGGCAAUUGCACGCGAUCUUGACAGAAUAAUGACCCUGCCUCGUCCAGAAGAGCCUGGCUGGGAAGCUGUAAACAUUGAAGAUGCAGAUGAAAAUGCGUCUGGAAUCACACAUCAACAUUCCUUAGAAAGCACAAGCCUGGAACCUCUACCAAGUGGCUGGGAGGAAAGACAGGAUGCAAAUGGACGAACGUUUUAUGUCAAUCAUUCAAACCGAACAACAACAUGGAUUCGACCAACACGAAUUGCACAAACAACGCGUACUCCAAGUGAAUCACAAGUGGAUUUCAAUCAAGAAUUGCUUCGAAAUGUGCGCCGUCAUAUUAGUGUUGAGGAAUCUGCUGAGCUGGUGGACCCUGAAUCACAGUUACCCCCUGGAUGGGAGGAGCGUAGGAAUGUCAAUGGUCAAACUCUCUUUAUUGACCACAACACCAGAACAACUAGUUGGGUGCGACCACGAUCUAGUACGUCAUCAGCUGUUGAAAAUCAAAGUCCACCGGAAGCUGAUGCCAAUCCUAGACCAGAGCGUUCCACAGAACGCCUGCACCCGGAUGUACCUAGUCAGAGUGAGAUGCCCUUACCACCCGGUUGGGCCAUGCAGCUAGCACAAAAUGGACGCGUGUUCUUUAUCGAUCACAAUAGCAGAAGUACAGUGUGGGUCGAUCCUCGAAUAAACAACAAGAAUGACGCCAAAGACCUUGGACCGCUUCCUGCUGGUUGGGAGGAAAGAGUGCAUUCAGAUGGAAGAGUCUUUUUCAUAGAUCACGAAACACAAUCGACACAAUGGGAAGAUCCACGACUGCAAGUGCAAGCUAAAAAGAAAUCACAAGCGAUUCCUUAUUCACGUGAUUACAAGAGAAAGUAUGAUUUCUUCAGAUCGAGACUAAAGAGACCUGAGAAUGUCCCAAACAAAUACGAGAUUCACAUACGUCGUAGCACCAUUAUGGAGGACUCAUAUCGCUUUGUUUUGUCGAAUUGCGACAAAGUGGAAUUGUUGAAGACGAAGUUAUGGAUUGUGUUCGAUGGCGAAGUAGGUCUUGAUUAUGGAGGAGUGUCCAGGGAAUGGUUUUACUUGUUGUCGAAGGAGAUAUUUAAUCCGUACUAUGGAUUGUUCGAAUACUCGGCUACCGACAAUUACACGUUGCAAAUCAAUCCCAACUCCGGUAUGUGCAACGACCAACAUUUGUCUUACUUUAAAUUCAUUGGUCGCGUCGCCGGAAUGGCAGUGUAUCAUGGGAAAUUAUUAGACGCGUUCUUUAUUCGACCAUUUUAUAAAAUGAUGCUGGGGAAGAAAAUCAACUUGCGAGACAUGGAGAGUGUCGAUUCUGAAUAUUACAACAGUUUAGUGUGGUUGCUAGAGAACGACCCUGAAGAUUUGGAACUGCGAUUUCAACUUGAAGAAGAAGCCUUCGGACAAGUUGUGAGUAGGGAGUUGAAACCGGAUGGCGAAAGCAUUCCUGUUACUAAUAGCAACAAGACGGAAUAUAUCGAUUUGGUUAUCAAAUGGCGUUUUGUUGAUCGAGUUAAAGGCCAAAUGGGAGCCUUCAUGAAGGGUUUCCAAGACAUCAUUCCUGCAUCGUUAAUUCAAGUCUUCGACGAACGCGAACUCGAGUAUUUGCUGUGCGGUCUCGGCGAAAUUGAUUGUGACGAUUGGAGAAAGCAUACGCAGUACCGGAGUGGUUACCAUGACAAACAUGCGGUUAUUCAGUGGUUUUGGAAGGCUGUAUUGACGUUCGAUAACGAAAUGAAAGCGAGGCUGUUACAAUUCGUUACUGGGACAUCCAGAGUUCCCAUGAACGGGUUUGCUGAAUUAUAUGGAAGCAAUGGGCCGCAACGAUUUGCUAUUGAACGGUGGGGAAAUGCGCACCAACUUCCAAGAUCUCAUACGUGUUUUAAUAGACUCGACCUGCCGCCCUAUGGAAGCUACCACGAAUUACGCGAAAAAUUAAGACUUGCUAUAGAAAAUACAGAAGGUUUUGAAGGGGUGGAUUAAACAUCGACUCGUAACAUUUUCUUCAAGAUAUAUCCUAAGAAAGUCGAGUACGUGAAGACGAAGCUCGCAAAGCAUGAAUGGAAUUGAGAGUAGAACACGUGUAAUCAUCUGAUUUUGAUCGCCUGGGGUUAGUAAACAACAAAAAAUAUGCAUCUAUCGAUGGGAUGGAUUUUUAAAUAAUUAAAAUCGACAUGUAGCUUUUUUGUAUCUUAUUUUAGUCACACUGUUUUAUUGUUGUGGACGGACGCCCUUUGCACUGGCAUUUUUAUUUUAAUUGUUUGCGAACUACAGUUAAUGCCUAGAAGGGGCCAAUGAGAUUUUUACAAUAGUGAAUUAUCUGACAAAAAACUGCUUCUAUGAAUAUAGUAUAAUUAAAGCUCUAUUUACACCAGGUUGGAAAGGUAUAUCGUUUUUAAAAUUCGAUUAAGUAAAAUUAAGGCGAAAAAUUAUAAAAAACGUCUAUUUAAAUGAAGCACUUUGUCAAAUUUGAAAGGUAACAUCAAUUUUUUAAUACGAGAUGCAGAAGAAAAAGAAAGAAUUAAGAAAUAGCAAAAUUAAUAUUAUUAAAAUUAAUAUUUACGGUUUUUAUUAACGCAAAUCUUAGUCUCGCUCACCUAAUAAACAGGGAUAACAGAGGCACUGUGCCAUUUAUGCAUAUGUCAUAUCUAUACUGGAUAAUAAUUCUGUUAUAAAAUAAUUAUAUAAUAACUUCUUUUUUUACGCUUUGAAAUUGGCGAUGUAACUGACUUUUGCAACGUAUUUUACCAGUGAUCGUGCGAUAGAUUUUGUUAUAUGUCGUGGCAAUAACCACUGAUCCUCAA
Hydractinia symbiolongicarpus is the source of this 3393-nucleotide messenger RNA. Its product is annotated as E3 ubiquitin-protein ligase NEDD4-like. The transcript has 30 exons. The record is from RefSeq and is a predicted model, not a curated record. The coding region runs from base 8 to 2572 and encodes 854 amino acids. Gene Ontology annotation, molecular function: ubiquitin protein ligase activity; protein binding. NCBI's taxonomy places the organism in Eukaryota, Metazoa, Cnidaria, Hydrozoa, Anthoathecata, Hydractiniidae. Gene Ontology annotation, biological process: regulation of dendrite morphogenesis; ubiquitin-dependent protein catabolic process.